Molecule: messenger RNA, 498 nt
Organism: Acanthamoeba castellanii str. Neff
Lineage: Eukaryota; Discosea; Longamoebia; Acanthamoebidae
Exons: 2
Coding region: 1-498 (165 amino acids)
Source: RefSeq, a predicted model, not a curated record
AUGAACUUCACCAUGGCUUCGCAGAUGAAGGCUGGCAAGAUUGCCAAGGACGCUCGCUCGUCGCAGCAGACCACUGUCCAGAAGGGCUCUGGUGGCAAGCCCCAGGUGGGCGCGGACUCGCUCUCCAUCGCCAAGGCCACCUCGGCCCCCAAGGUCCAGUCGGGCUUCGUCGGUGCCCACAAGGGCGACUCCCGCACUGCGCCCAAGAACGCCUCCAGCUUCACCAACGACCGCCAGGUCGACGCCGGUGAGUUCGAGUCCAACGCCGCCCCCUCGUCGGCCGACACUGCGGCCUACAGGACCGACCGCGUCGGCGAGCUCCAGUCGGGCGAGUUCGCGUCUGAGGCCGCUCCGUCGCAGGCCGACACUGCCGCCUACCGCAGCGACCGCGUGGGAGAGCUCCAGUCGGGCGAGUUCGAGUCUGACGCCGCCCCGUCGCACGCCGACACUGCCGCCUACCGCGCCGACCGAGUGGGCGAGAUUGAGCACUACCAGUAA